CGAGAUUUGGUUUGUUGUGUUAUGGCGGCGAAGUCGAAGUGACAGUCAAUCCGUAAGAAGAUUUUGCGAUAAAUCUACAUAAGUUGUGAUCUGAAUACUUCUCGUUUAUUGAGCCCAUCCAGACAACCAAGCCAGCAUUUCAAGAUGACUCAAGAAACUGACGAUGCCAUGCCCUGUAUCGACCUCAUGAACUUUGAGGACCCACAAUUUGAAGAAGGCAAAUAUGUUUUGACCAGCCCUCGGUCACUAGAAGCGUGUUCUAGACUCGGAGUGAAGCCUGUAGAUUUGCUGUACAAACCCCUUGCAGAGUUCCAGGAAGAAUUAUUGCCCCAAGACGUCCCUUUAAGGACAAUCUACAACAUUUAUGAUGAGCAUGAGCAUAAUAGAGAAAGAAAACUGGCUCUUUGUCGAGAGGAAAGGAUCAGAAUAAUGGAAGGAGAAAAGGGCACAACUUCUGGGAAACCAACGGUGACUAAGUCCAAGAAAACACCAUCUGCGGUCCCCAAAACUCAGACCCGUAGGUCGAAAUUGGCAUCUAAAAGAUCUCAAUCUGCUGAGAACCUGGGAAGUGGUAGUCUUCAGAGGCAGAGAACCGCAUGGGCCACAUCUGUGGGCCAUGAUCGCAUUACCAAUGACGAGAUCAAUCAGCGGGUGAAAGACCUACACAACGAGAGCAUGAAGUUACGAUCAGAACUCUUGUCAAGGAAGGAGGCCAGGGCUACAAGUAAAAGGUCCAACAAAAAGACCCGCCCAGCCACUGCGCGGACAUCAACCAGGAAAAAAACAAACAUCUCACGUAGCUACAGCGCAUCAGACCUGAGUCUUGCAGGGACCUCAAUGCUCAGUCGAAGCGGCACUGCGGAUGCGAGGCCAAUCACGAGCUCGCGAUUGAAGAAGGUGUUGAAAAACGAGGCAAAGAACGCCCCCAUUACACCAACGGAUGAGAAGAUUCUGGAGCUGAUGUACAUGAAGGGGGAAGGAGAGAAGAUAGAGGCGAGGGAGAGGCAGCUGCGGGAGAUACAGUGGGAGCGGCAGAAACAGGAGGCUGAGGCGAUACGACUGGCGGGCGAGAUGAGGCGCAGACGUAUGCUGGCCGAGGAGAACCGAAUCCAGAAGUUGAAGAAGUGUGAAGCAGAACUGCAGCAUAAAGCUGAAGAACAGAGGCUGCAGGAGAAGCAGGAGCAGCUUCUCAACGAGACCAGUCGACGAUGGAGGACUCGCUACCUGACCGUACAGAAAACACAAGCGUUGAAAAGUAUCGAGAAAGUCGAAAAGGAGCAGCUCAAGAAGAGAAUUCAAGAAAACAAUGUGAGGGCAUUAGAGGCAGAAGAGGAGGAAAUGAAGGAACUCGUUCGACAAAAACAGGGCCGACAGAUUCUGACGGCCGCUCAAAAAAAAGAGGCUAAACUUCUAGAGGAAUCUAUGCGUGUGAUGAUGAAUAACAGAAGUGAACGACGAAACUUUGAAGACCGGUGGAAUAGUUUAUUGAAAGACACGCAGGAGAGUAUUGACCUCUUGCUGGAAUCUAUGAAUGCCAAAGACCAGAAGCAUAAAUCCAAGUAUGAGCAGUUACAACAGAGGCGUGAGAAUGAAAUCACCUUGAACAGACUGGAUCGAGAGAAGCGCGCCCUACAGGCAAAGCUCUCACAGCAGCAACACGAGAACGAGAUGGAAGAGUGGAGGGACAACAUCAUGUCCUCACGAGAAAUUGCUGAGCGUCAUGCGACUGAGACCCUGGCAGAGACUAUUGAGAGGAAGGCUCGUAAAGCACACGAGGAGAGAGUCAGGAAAGAGAAGGAGCAACAGAAAAACAUUAAAAAAAUCCACCAGGAAAUCUCACAAUGGAAGAAAAGUCAAGAGUCUCUAAUACAGCUGAAGGACAAAAAAUCAGAUCUUAUACAACAGGAGAAAGAGCUUACUAUUCAGCAGUCAAGGCAUGUCGCGGCAUCAGGACAGAAGCUAAGAGACUCACUUAGAAACAAGCUGGGAGGUGAAACUUUCGACAAGAUGGCCAUAAAGGCGGAAAUGUACAACAAGUUUGAAAUGGGGAACACUUUCUUCUCUGCAGAGAAAAACACCUCGCAUGUAAAGCUGCAUUAAUACUAGCUAAAAUAUAAAAUUAGCUUUGUAAAACUCUAGUAAAGAAACGAUGACAUUAUUUGCUCUUCAGAGAAAAAAACAGCUGGGAUGUAAAUUGCAUUAUUUCAAGGGAAAUUCUGAAAUAAGUCAAAUGAAAUUAAAUACAGCUUUUUUUCCUUCAGAGAAAAACAGCUCGCAUGAAAAUUUAUUUUUGCUCUAGAGAAAUUCUGAAAUAAGAAAAAACAAACAUUUCCUUCAGAGUUAAACUGCUUUUAAUAGAUCAAAAUUAAUUCUAGAAAAAUGUUGAAUUUCGCUAUAAGAUUUAUUUAUUGUCUCAUAUGUUUUUCAUCAUACAAAAAUAACUGUUUAUAAGCACUUAUUAUAGAAAUUUCUUUAUUAAGAUAAUUCAGUAAAAAGUUACUUUCUUUGCCCUGGUGAAAAUGAGCUGGCAGUUAUUCUUUCAAAAUUCUUUAAAUAAUUAAAAAAUGAAUGUAUUGUUGUAAUAAAUUAUACAUGAAUUUGAAGUUAUUAAGUGUGGGUGACUGGUGUGGACUGGCUGGUGUAUCAUUUUAUUUUCUUGUUGAAGACAAAGUGCCUUGACCUUAAAAAAACCACACCAGCAGCAGUAGAGGUAUAUACACAUGUAUAUUCUUUUCCAAAAGCUGGUGCUGUUGAAAUGAUGUUCAAGUGAGUGGUUACUACCGCUUGAUUGGUCAUUGUCAGCUCGGAUAUUACUUAAAUGUAUUAAAAUGUAAGGAGAAUGGGAAAAAAAAUUAAAUAAACAUUUUUAAUGCUUUCGGCGCAGAAUGCGUGUACCUGGGGUACAUUUAAUUAGUACCCGAGCCGACAAUGACCAAUCAAGCGUAACUACCACUAUUUGAAUCAAAGGAUGUAUAGUUCUUUAUGUUCCAUGUCAGUCGAAAUGAUUUUCAAAUUAAAUUUUGACAUGGUUGUUUAGUGCCUGGGUACAGAAUUUAGGCGCAUGCAUUGAAAUGACUUAAGUAUGUGUUUAAAAAUUAAAGUAACAUUACUACUCAAAAUCAACGAAAAUUGCGCACAAUUUUUCGUAAAAUAAACUUAACCAUUUAAAAAUCAUUGUUCCUUAUGGCAAUUGCUGAAAUUUCAAUGCCAGAUGUGGUAUGGUAAAAUAGAUGUUUGUAGAUACAAAAUGCUCGUUUUUAUCAUUUUUUUGCAUAUUUAAUUCCAUUCUAAUUUUCCGCAACAAUAUCUAUUCAUAUGACACAUGAACACAAACAUGGUGUUUGUGUGUCGUAUGAAUAUAUAUAGUCAGGGAAUAAAAAAAUGUAAUUAAUUGUGUCACAAAUAAAAAACGAGCGUUUUGUAUCUUCAAAAAUCUAUGUAAUCAUACAACAUCUAGCUUUGAAAUUGUGGCUAUUGCUAUAAGGAACACUAAUUGUUUAGGUGUUAACUUUAUUUUACGAAAUACUUUACAAAAUUUUUGUUGAUUUUGAGCGUUAUAGAGGCUUUAAGCACAUGUUGUUUAUUUUACUUUUGAAAGUUUUAAACUUAUGCUGUUCUUUUAGCUACAAUUAGUCAAGUAGUAUUUACCUUUAAUGACACUGUGAUAUUUAAACAUAUACAUGUAGAUUUGAGUUUUAUAUAUUUUAUUACGGUUUUAUUGUUAUUUUAUUGCUCUUUAUUUGUAUUUUUUAGUUUGUCUGCAAGAUUUCUAGUUCAGUUUUUUGAAGUUUAUAUUGUUAAAAUUUACUUGCAUGUUUUAUUGACUCAUUAUAAUGUGGUAGCUUUAUCAGAGUACAAAACAUAUGUGGUACUGGUAGUUAUUGAGAUUUGGGAGUAUAGCAUUUACAUGCCUUCAUAUUCAUUUUAAGUCCCUUAGAUGUUUCUCUGUAAUAUAUACUACAAAGGGCUGGAUUUCUAGACCUUUAUUGGGGGGUGGGGGGGUGGGGGUGGAUGCGAUUCUCAAGUGAAAUGUUAGAGUGAGUGAAAACAAAGAUGUAAAUGCUGUAAGAUGUUCUGUUUAAAGGGACCUUUUCACGUUUUGAUGACAAUAAAAUGACAAAUUUGAAAAAAAAAUGUUGCGGAUUUGCAUAUUUCGUUGAAGUUAUGUUUUUUGCAAGGAAACAGUAAUACUGGACACUUACUUUGCUCUUAAAUACAUGUAUCCAUUAUAUGCAUCUUUUGAUGAUAUAAAAACCUGAAAAUUAUGAAGCAAUACAAACGCAAAUCGAUUUUAUAAUUUGAAAAGUUCUGUUGUUAUUGUUAUAUUGUGUGAUAUUGCGAGGAUUGCUUAUAUAAAGCAUAAAAUACACGUAUUAUUAUGUCAGCACGGAUGAUUGGGUGGUUAUAGCGUUUGACUUUUACUCCAAUGAUCAGUGGUUUCAGCCCAAAUGUGGAUUACUUUUUUUUCUUGAUUUAAUUUUAUUUUUGUUUUAUACUGAACCUCUUUAGUUCCGAUGUUUACAUUUAUCUAUUUAAAGAAUUUAAUGACAAACUACCAAAUAUGCUAAAAUUUGUGAAAAGGUCCCUUUAAACUAGCUGAGUGCGAUUCAAGUCUCAUCGGACACAUUUGCUGUAAUUGUUCAAUUCUAAACAGUUUGAGACAAAGUUGAACAUAGGAGACUUAUGUUAAUGUUGAUUUGCUCAUAACUUAAAUGACCACAUUAGCUAAUUUAUUGGAAAGUUCUGUUAAUUUGAAAUAUGCUGUGCGCCUUAAAGGGGGUCACUGGUUCGAGCCCUGGUACCGGCUACUUUUUUUUCCUUGUUUUAAUUUUAUUCUUGAUUUUUUACUUGAGCUUUUAAGAACAAAUGUUUACAUUUAUCAAUAUAAAGCAUUUAAUGACAAACUUCAAAAUAUGCCAAAAACUGUGAAAAGGCCCUUUUAAAUGUGCCUUUUUUUGUGUCUUGUGUACACUGUAUCAAACAUUUCAAAAUCACAAAAAAUCUACAUAAUCAUGUGAGACAUAUUUUUAAAUAUUGAUACAUUUACGUUUUACCGUUCAUAAUGAAAAAAUCUGUAAUUUUUUGGUGUAAAUGGUACAUAAUAAACCCGAAAAUAAUUGACUUUUUCAGUGAAAUUUCUACAGAGAUAUAUUUGCUGCUUAGCGUGACAUUCUCAUAUAAUUAGUGUGAUUAUUCUUUUUCAUUGACUUUUUCAAGACCUGGUGUUCUUUUAAAGGAAAAAGAUGUCAUUUCGUUGAUCUUCAUACAACUGUAUCAUUACCAUUGAGUAGACAUUCCGUAAGCAUUUAUGCCAACAUUCCAGCAUUUUAGUAUGUAAUUUUAGAUACCGGUAUUGCUAAAUGUGCUAUGAAUUGAUGUUCACAUUUGUCAUUGUAUUGUAAAUAUAAUUAUUAUGUCUAGGUCACGAAAUAUUAUUUAUUGAGAAUAAACUAUUUUUACAUGUU
Messenger RNA from Dreissena polymorpha, 5465 nucleotides. Its product is annotated as coiled-coil domain-containing protein 177-like. NCBI's taxonomy places the organism in Eukaryota, Metazoa, Mollusca, Bivalvia, Myida, Dreissenidae. The record is from RefSeq and is a predicted model, not a curated record. The coding region runs from base 145 to 2100 and encodes 651 amino acids. The transcript has 16 exons.